AUGGCCGAUUCGGAUCAAGAAGAAACCAUUCAUGCGAGGAAACAGCGACUGUCAUUGGUUCCGCGAGCUAUUCGCUGUGACAGGUCCUAUCCCUGCGCCAACUGCCGUUCGCUAGGGAUCGCGUGCCAGAGACCCGGUGAUAGCCCGGCCAGUCGUCCGAAGCCGGACCGAAUGCCGCAACUACAGCAGCACAUACAGCAGCUAGAGGAGCGCCUUCGCGUAGUUGAGGAAACCCUGCAUAGUCGAACAAGCCCGAGAGCACCGCCGGAACCACGGGCUCACUCGGAAUCCCGAGCAGAUACGGUUGCGGUGUAUGAGGGAUCGUCGUCUUUUGCAAAUCAGUCCAUCGAAGCGACCGAAGCCUUCCAAAAAGCAACGUACUCGGACGAUACUGCCAAUGGAUCCACCCUGGAUGCUUCUUUUCGCCAUCUUCAAGAUCUUCUCCGACCAUCCACUACCUUUAACGACUAUCGAUUCUCUCGCAAUGCCAGGCCCCAACCAGUGCCGCACAUGACCCUUUUACCAGCGGAGCUCAUCCUAGCUAUUUUGCGGAAGGUGAAAGGUAAUGAACCGCUGCAACCACCUGUUUUCCUCUCGUCCUAUGUCUUGAAUGAUGUAGACUGGGUGGAGAGGCUCUGCCAAAAGGUUUACUUCCCUACCGAGCCCGUGUCGUUGGGCGAACUUACUAGUAUGCACGGCAUUCUAUACAUCUUCUUACGCGAAUUCAUUCUCCUCAAAAACCCUCUAGGUGACGCGUUCGAUCUCAAAUUGCACGUGGAGACGUGCCAAAAUAACUUCAAUCUUGGAAUCGAGACAUACGAGCUUCUGGUCGUACCGAGCUUUGAGAAUAUUUUCUCGUUAACUCUAGGGGGAAUCAAAGCCCAGGAUGAAGGGAAUCCAUGUCUAUGCUCCACCAUGUUUGGGGCGGCCGCAAGGAACCUUCAAAUGCUGGGGUAUCAUCGCGAAGUCAUGUACCAGAACACCCACGCGGGCAACGCCGAAAACAGGCGCCGAUUGUUCUGGACAGUUUAUACAUUUGAACGGAAUGUCUCCUUACUGAUGGGACGCGCCUCGUGUCUGCAAGAUAUCGAAAUAGAUACACGCUAUCCGGAGGUGUCCUCGAAUCCCUCUGUCAGGCCGUGGGAUGAGUCCUUUAUCAUGGGCAUCAGGAUGGCUCGGCUGCAAGGCCAAAUAUACAGUCAGCUAUACUCUACGGCUGCAGUGGCAAUAGACCCGGCCGGACGAUCACAGCAUGUCAGAAACUUGGCGACCGAUUUGCACCAAUGGCAUUCCGAGUUGAAGCAGAUCGAUGGCACCCAAGUGAACUACCCUCAAAUUUAUCAGUUGUCCCGAAAGACCUGGGAUAUUCUGUACUAUUCUAGCUUGACCUCUACCUUGCGAGCGUCAUCGACCUCUGGGUUUGGAUCAGAGAUUACUUCAGAUUGCUUCAAAGCAGCUCGCCUAGCCCUGCAGGGACACCUCGAUUGCAUGCCUGCUUAUGACGAGAGUGGAUUUCUUUCGAGCGUUGAGUAUGCAAAUUGGGUGCUGGUAUCGUCAUCUUUCACGCCUUUUCUGGUGAUCUUCCUGCAUGCCGCUUCCGCAACUAGCUGGGAAGACCUGGAGCUCCUUGAUCAAGUCGUUUCCUCGUUAGAGCGCAUUCAAUCAGUGUCCCGGGCGUGUGAGCGGCUCUAUCAAAUAUGCGCAACAUUUGCGCGGCUGGCAAGAGGCCUUAUGCAAACUCACACAUCACAUUUUGGGACAUACACCGACGGGGAUGACACUCUCCGGUUCUUCAACGGCGCCGGUCAAAUGUCGACCUUCGAUCCCGAGUCAAUCCAGGGUGUCUUUGGCACUGAGACGCUCGAUUAUUUGACCGCUGCAGAGGCGGACGACAUGACAUCCAUUCUGGGUAAUUGGGCAAGCGGACAGCCCUUAGCAAUGGACCUUUUUGGCCUUAGCGAGUAG
Molecule: messenger RNA, 1965 nt
Organism: Aspergillus steynii IBT 23096
Lineage: Eukaryota; Fungi; Ascomycota; Eurotiomycetes; Eurotiales; Aspergillaceae
Product: fungal specific transcription factor domain-containing protein
Exons: 7
Coding region: 1-1965 (654 amino acids)
Biological process (GO): DNA-templated transcription; regulation of DNA-templated transcription
Molecular function (GO): DNA-binding transcription factor activity, RNA polymerase II-specific; DNA binding; zinc ion binding
Source: RefSeq, a predicted model, not a curated record